AUGCAUCAUCAACAACAUCAUCAGCGCAACAAUAGCCAUGGCAACCAACAACAACAACACGAGGAGCCGAAUGCAACUGAAAACGUGUUGUUACCACCAAUCCUUAUCCCCACUACUAGUACUCCAUUGACAAGAUCCAACCAUCAACAAGAUGCAUAUCCACGUCGAUCAUCCUUGCCAGCGUCGUUGCGUGACAUCAUGCAUACUUCAGUAACACCACCCACGUCGACUCAAGUGACUGAGAAUGAAGAGUCGUCGUCAUCAUCCGGAACAGACCAAGAUGAUACGCCUAAUUUUAAUGAUCCCAAUCCCAGGGUCACUCAAUUGGCCACAGCCUUGCAUUCAGCAUUGACUAAUACCGCCUCCAAUACCAAUCAUGUAUCGCCCAUUCCCAUCAUCAUCAUGUCCAAUCAACUACCAUCAAGAGAGGAGAGUGCUUUUACGUUUAGUUUUCAAAUCCACCGUAACCAGCAUGAUACACGUGACACGCUUGCAUCGGUGGACAUGGAUAUGGAUUUCAAUACAAUAGGACAUGUAGCUGAUAUUGUGAAUGCUAUUUGUGAAUCUCUUUCAUUUGACAUUUGA
Lichtheimia ornata is the source of this 585-nucleotide messenger RNA. RefSeq lists its product as uncharacterized. The record is from RefSeq and is a predicted model, not a curated record. Bases 1 to 585 code for a protein of 194 amino acids. Lineage: Eukaryota; Fungi; Mucoromycota; Mucoromycetes; Mucorales; Lichtheimiaceae. The transcript has 2 exons.